Molecule: messenger RNA, 1035 nt
Organism: Colletotrichum abscissum
Lineage: Eukaryota; Fungi; Ascomycota; Sordariomycetes; Glomerellales; Glomerellaceae
Exons: 3
Coding region: 1-1035 (344 amino acids)
Source: RefSeq, a predicted model, not a curated record
AUGGGGAAAUUCACUACUUUCAUGUCGUUGUUCACAAAGGUCCUAAAGCCUUCGAAAAGAGUGCUAAGAGAGACUACGAGGACGGCCCUCCCGGUCGUGCAGACGAUUACCGCCACUCGUCAACUACAAACCCAAGGCCGCAUGGGGAAGACGGUCGUCAACGCGGCAGGAGAAAUCAAAGAGGCCAUAAAUGGUCUUAGUGUCAUCAAAUCGACGCCUGAAGUUCAAAUGAUGUGCGACUCGUGUUGCUCCAUUGGCAGGGCCACGAAAUACUUUGAGAGACUCGCGGAGAAAUUCGGUCCCGUCGCCGGCCUAUAUCUCAUUUAUCAGGGUGUCCAGGCCCUGGAAAUGAUUGGGGCGAGCCUAAAAGACAUCGCGUCUACGUUGGGCGCGCAGACAGCUCUGAAGGCGCACAAGGACUUCUCUCGAUAUGUCUACCAGAUGUUGCAACAACGGAUCGGGCAGACUGCUCAUGACUUGGAUCGUGAUCACUGGUUUUUCGUUUAUCAUCCGGAUAAUGACUGGUAUCCCGACUUUUAUGAACGAAUCCAACGAAAACCUAUCAGCCCCAGGUUCAUUGCACACACGCACCAGCUCGAUACUGUUUUCAUCUUGAUGCUAGCUGCUAGGAUGCUGCUUCGACGCAGAGCAAAUUCAGGUCAAGAUCAGGGCAACCGAACUCGGAACGUCGCUUUUCAUCUCUUGAUCCCAGCAUACCGACCGAUGUUCCUGGCCGAACCCGUCAAGAUCCCCGAAGACAUCGGAGAUUUCGUCAUUGAGGGCCGAAUUCAUCAUGGAGACAAAUUGGUGCAUAUCAAUCUACCCGAGGAAGAUAUUGGUUAUGUCAAUUGUAUCGAAUUGCGUUCGCCCAAUGUAGGGUGGUUCGACUGGGCCCUGUCGACGCUCGGCUGGGCAGAAGAGCCGCGUCGCAGAUCUAGAAUCUCAGUUGUGUCAUCUCCUGACGGCGGCAAGACUUGGGAUUUCGGCACUCUCAACAUUCCGGCGCAGAAGGCCGAAGAAUGGCUGGACAUUUAG